UGCGACAUGCGAAUGGUGUUGUGUUACACCGCUGACGAAUGCAGGUUGGGUCAGCGCAGCCGCUCGUGUACAAGGUCAUUUUGCUGUUUAUUGAGACGCUCAUCGUCUGCCAAAUGGAAAUUUACCAGCUGGGCGUCCAGGCCGAAGCAGCGGCAGCGCAACAAGCUCCCGCAGUAGAAGCGUCGCCGCAGACGGCACCAGACGAGGCGUCCCCUCUACAACGGCCGAACGCCGCCACGUCCGACGGCACCGUUGUGGCCGUGGAGGGCGCGUACCAGGCGCCCCCGGGGACCAUGAUGCUCCUUGUCGUUCCCGUGCAGCCGCCCGAAGCGGAGGACCAGCAGCAACACUCGGCGCAGUCCAUGCAGCCCCUGACCGCGGGCGCCAAGCAUCGACCCGCGCCGGCGGCCUCGAAGGCAACCGACGCGUCGUCGUCUGCUGGCACACGCGUCUGAAUCACUGGCGCCGUGCACGGUGUACAUUACUUAACUAUAUGCAAUCUCGCUGGCGCAGCCAAUCGAAAAUUUUUGGCAUGCGCUACCGUCACCUUCAGUGAAGUUCCUUAUAUGCUUUUUAUUCUUAAGAGUGCAUUUGUGAAUUAUAGAAUUGUCAUUGCGAAUGAAA
Messenger RNA from Dermacentor andersoni, 624 nucleotides. RefSeq lists its product as uncharacterized. The record is from RefSeq and is a predicted model, not a curated record. NCBI's taxonomy places the organism in Eukaryota, Metazoa, Arthropoda, Arachnida, Ixodida, Ixodidae.